Messenger RNA from Lachancea meyersii CBS 8951, 3519 nucleotides. NCBI's taxonomy places the organism in Eukaryota, Fungi, Ascomycota, Saccharomycetes, Saccharomycetales, Saccharomycetaceae. The record is from the annotation of a GenBank genome assembly.
AUGAAAGUUCUAACUCCCAAUGAGCUCGUUGAGCGCAUAUGCGAAGAAAUAGCUUAUGCAGGAGGAUCUUUAACAUCUGGUCCUUUUUGGGAUGUAGUUUCUGAAAUUACCGACAACCUAGACAAUCGCCUGAGGAGCUUUGUGCUUCGCUGCUUCGGAACUUAUCAGGAUACAUCUAUCAUGAGACAUGGAAAGCUUCUGGCAGCAGAUGAUUUCGAUGAACAAACUAUAGGAAGCGAGGACCUAACCUUUUCAAUCUCGGAAGACAGGCUCUUCCUCUUUCUCACGGGCUAUAAGAAAAAAGAAUGCUCUGUUGGAGGCCUGGCAUUCGAACUACUUCUGGAAAUUGCAAAGACGAAAGAGCAGGGUAUCAACACGAUGGACUUAGCGCGCAAAACUUCGCAAGAUCCUCGAAGCAUUACCGGUAGAAUAAAAAAACUUGGUAACCUUGUUUCAGGAGUUCAGACAAUUUACAAGGGCCACGUCGUGAAGCAUUUGAGAUUUCACAGAUUUGGCGUUCGAGAAGACAGUAACAAAGGUUACGCUAGCAUGAAAGACAGCCUUCAGAGCAUAGUUGAGGUUGUCAAAAAUUCAAAAAACGGUGUGCGGCAAGUAAUUGAUUUAAAGAGAGAGUUCAAAUUCGACAAAGAUAAGCGUCUGUCCAAAGCUUUCAUUGCAGCAAUUUCUUCACUCGAUGCAGCUGGCUAUUUGAAGAAGGUAUUGGUUAUUUCACCUUCAAAUCCCGCUAUAAAAAUAAGAUGUGUUAAGUUUCUUAAGGACUACGAACCCGAAGAACGUCCGCUCAACGAGUCAGAAGACGAUAGUGAUAUUGACGAGGAAAAUGAAGAGAGUCCAGGAAAUGACGAUGGAGCAGGGGAAGACGAAGAGAACUAUAGCCUUUUAAAUGCAGAAAAUGCUUCGCAGCUUCUUCAGAGCAAAAACUUACUAGUUGAGGAUGACAUGAACACAGAAUUGAAGCGGUUUUUACUGAAUAGGUUCUACCCGCUGCAGAAUCAAACAUUUGGACUGGUAGACAAAGAAGGUACAGCAGGUCUCUCAUCGAUGCAGGGCGUCAAUAUGUUGACAGGAAAUGACUACAAAAGGUCAUUUACAAAGUGUAGUGAAUAUUACAUUGACACUGUUGGGAAGGAAAAAGAGGACAGUGAAGGUUUUGGCUUGGUGAAAGUCUAUGACUUUGAAGGUAAAAGGAAAUUCUACAGGCUUUUCACAAAACCUAACUUCAAGCUUCUCACUUCCGCGGCGACCAGGGACGAAGAUUCAGGAUUCAGGCCGUUGAAGCCUCAACAUAGAUCCUUAAAAGAGCUGAACAACGACAACUUUUUUCCCCUAAGCAACACUCUUCGCUUCAUGCAUAGCAGUGACGGGGAUGUAUUUUUUUGGAAUGGAGAGCUCAAAGCUCCAGCGAACGAAAAUGCUGCCCCCAGAGGGCGAAAGAGAAAGCAAGCAAAAGUAGGUGAGCUUCAACAUGAUGAAGCCUCAAAGAAAGUGAAGUCGCGCGAGAGCGCAUUGCCUGCGGAAGGAGUUGUGAAGUCGCAAAAGGAACCUUUACAAGACCUAUUGUCAACAGCACAUUUUACGGAAUCAGACGCAGGUGUCUCAGUAACCGACGAAGAUAAUGGAGAUCGAGGCAGAGCAACUCUCUCUAUAGGUGGCUUUUCUGCGAACUCUCUAAAAUCUCUCCACCGUCAGCGCGCAAUUUUGGGGACUAUCAAGAAGCUGGGGGGUGUAACCAUUUUCAGAGAUCAAUUCUUCGAAGAAGUCACUAAACUCAUGGGAUCUAAAACAACGUUGGACAAAAAGACUAUAAAGGGUGACAUAGAACUUUUGAAAGCUGUCAAAAAAAUCGGAUCUGAUAUUGACAAAAGAACCGGCCGCAAAGUGAUAUAUUUGCCGAACACUACUUCAAAGGCAAUCUCAACCUACUUGAAUAACGAGAAAGACAACAAAAAAUCAUAUUUCAACGAUGUGAUUGAAGGAACGGAUAUCUAUUUCUUCGACAGUGAUCAACGAGAAAGGUUCUUGAGUGGCACCAAAUCUGCUGAGAGAAUCAAAAACUUUGACAAGAAAGCUAAGAGUGGGAAGCCCGCGCAAUCUGUCACUCGGCGGUCGGAGAAGAAAGCUGAGAAGUCGUCGACAAAAGUGGUGUCAUCUUUGCGCGAUUCAACUGCGGAACGUCAGUCCUUGGUUCAAAGCAACAUGGCUCAACAAGCAUCGAAAGAAAAAGCGGAUCGGCAGUCUUACAAUGUGGGGACCAAAGUUGGCUUGCGGGUUCUUGUCAUGUCGGUUGUUCUCACUGAGCUUGUUAAAGGGGAGAUCGCUUGGAAUCUCGUAACGAAGCUAUUCCCUAAUAAUUCACUUAGCAAUUUAGAAAAGCAGUGGACUUUGCGCCGCAUUAAGAUGGGCUUGGGUGGAUUGAAAGCUUUGAAAAUGAAGUGGCGUAAAAUCCUUGUAAAUGCGAUGAAAGAAGAAAGAACAACGAUGGAGGACAUCGAAAGUCUUGAUUUGCCUAAGCUCAUAAGUCUAUGGCAGGGUGCCGAGCAAAAACUUCCCGAGAGGCCGACAGAAUUACUCAGAAACUACGAAGAAAACUUUAAGAAAAGUACUUUUAUCAAGGACGCCGCUUCCUUGGUUGGUACUACGAGUUUGGAUCUUUCUUCCAUGAUUCAACGAGAGUCGACUUUACUGCGAAAAUGUUACACGUACGAGCUCGGAAAGAUCAAGAGAACAAGUGGAGAAGAAGAAAAUAUCAAGACUAUUGUUAGAUCUGCACUGCUGGAUAAGAACUCGGCAGCGGUGGCUGAUAUCGAAGCUUUAAAGGAUUUUGACGUCAAGGAUGUUGAUCGAAUAAUUUUGGAUAUGGCAAAAGACAAACAACUCACUUUCAUGGCUUCGUCAAAACUUCAGUUAAGCGACGGUUUUGCCGAGCUAUUGAAGAAAAAGGGAGAAUUCGAAAAUCUAGAAAAAGCAGCGACCUACAUCAAACAACUACAAGUCGUCCUGCGAGGGAAGCAGGGUAUUGUCUUAAAAGAAGAACUUGUAAAUCACGCUGCCAUCGUCUACGUGGAUAUGCUGCAAUCAAAAACAAUCUCGAUUAACCCUGUUCCGGUCUCCUCGCAUGAGCUUCCCAUGCAUUACACGACUCGAAAGUAUGGUUUUGAUGCUUUGAUGCCUCCGUUGAUCGUGUCGUGCAGAAAACCUGUUGACCAGAAAAAUGUACUCUCAAGUCGUAUCCCCUUGGGUAAACCAUGCUCGCGGUUGUGGAUCAAUGGCGAUGGUGCCCUGCGUGGAGAGAUCUGGAAGCAGCUUGUUUCUCUAGUUUUAAACGAGGUUUUUUUCAAUCCGGGUGUUUCGACGGACGCUGUGGCAACUAGAAAUGCCAGACUCAUAUCGCCUCGAGAGGUUGAGGAGGUUGUAUCCUGGUGUUUUGAGUCCAAACUUAUCGUGCCGACAAAGUUAAGGGGGCUAAUCGCGACUUCAACAUGGUACGCAGCUUUUUGA